CCACAAGAGCAGAGAACCCCACGCAAGGGAGUCAUGCAAGAGGACCAUGAGGAGACCACCGUUCUGGAUCCCCAACUGCGUGUCUUUCACGAUGGAAGAGCAGGCAGUGACUCUCUCUGCAAGCGGAAGGCGCAGACAUUUCCCACGGAGUGUCCCACAGGAUUGGAGGAGCCCACAUUUGUACGGGGCGAAGAGAGCCCUCCCCAGGGCGUUACGGAAGGAGGGGUUUUUCAUCUUCACCGGGGACUGGAGACACAGCUGAGUAGCUGCCCUUCAGAGGGAGAAAGAAACUCUGUUCCUUUCUGGGGUGCCUACGAAGGACUUGGUGGAUCUACAGUACAACAGAGAGUCCCCCCAGGAGAGAUCCAGGAGGACAGCGAAGGCCACAGCUGGAGGCCAGACUUUGUGAUCAGCAGGAGGAGCUGUAAGAAACGGGACAAGCCUUACAAAUGCUCCGAGUGCGGGAAGAGCUUCAGUGUGAGCUCCGACAUUAUCCGCCACCAGAGAAUCCACACGGGGGAGAAGCCAUACAAGUGCCUGACCUGCGGGAAAGGCUUCAACCAGAACUCCCACCUGACGGCGCACCAGAGAACCCACACCGGGGAGAAGCCGUACAAGUGCUGGGAGUGCGGGAAAAGCUUCAGCCUGAGCUCAGACUUCACCAGGCACCAGAGGAUCCACACGGGGGCCAAGCCGUACAGAUGCUCCGAGUGCGGGAAGGGCUUCAUCCAGAAGUCACACUACAUCACACACACAAGGAGCCACACGGGCGAGAACCCGUUCCAGUGCCCCGAGUGCGGGAAAGGCUUCACGUCCAGCACGCUGCUCAUCAGACACCAGAGAAUCCACACGGGCGAGAAGCCGUUCAAGUGCUCUCACUGCGAGAAGAGGUUCUGUGCCAGCUCGAACCUCGUGACCCACAUGCGGACCCACACCGGGGAGAAGCCGUUCCCGUGCCGCGAGUGCGGGAAGAGCUUCAGCCAGAAAUCCACGCUGAUCGCUCACGAGAGGACGCACACGGGCGAGAAGCCCUACAAGUGCUGGUGCGGGAAAAUGUUCAGCAAGAGCUCAGACAUCCUGGCGCAUGAGAGGACCCACACGGGAGAGAAGCCUUACGCCUGCCCAAGCUGCGGGAAGCACUUCAGGAUGAGCUCGCACCUCGUAAGGCACCAGCGCGUCCACACCGGGGAGAAGCCGUACCAAUGCUCCGAGUGCGGGAGGAGCUUCAGCGCCAGCUCGCACCUUAUCAGACAUCAGAAAAUCCACCUGAAAGCCAAGUGACAAACAAUGGAACUCAGGAGCAAGAGUCUUAAUAGCACAAGGAUGGAAGACUGAGGAAAUCCCGACUAAAGAAUUGUGGCAAGAGAAACUGAUGGCCUAUGCAGAACUGGCAAAAUUGACACAUAAACUACGGGACAAGGAUAAAAGGUAAAGGUAAAGG
Messenger RNA from Podarcis raffonei (Aeolian wall lizard), 1441 nucleotides. RefSeq names its product zinc finger protein 135-like. Gene Ontology annotation, biological process: regulation of transcription by RNA polymerase II. NCBI's taxonomy places the organism in Eukaryota, Metazoa, Chordata, Lepidosauria, Squamata, Lacertidae. Gene Ontology annotation, molecular function: DNA-binding transcription factor activity; RNA polymerase II cis-regulatory region sequence-specific DNA binding. The transcript is spliced from 2 exons. Bases 34 to 1281 code for a protein of 415 amino acids. The record is from RefSeq and is a predicted model, not a curated record.